AUGAUCGUUUAUAACAAUGUAGCUAUUAAACAUUCAAGUGAAUCACUUUCUAAUCAUUUAUUAUGUCUAUUAAAUGCAUUAUGCUCAGAGGAUCGUGUAUAUGCCAAAUCAGCGAAUAAUUAUCUUUUAGACGUUCUUUUGAAUCAAAUCCUUCUUGAAUGUGAAAACAAGAUUAUUGAUCAUUCUAAUAUUAAAGUAUCGAUGGAUAUGCUACUCGAAUUAACUGAUACAAGUGCAAAAGAUUCAGUUUACGCAACUGAUUUUGAAGGACAAUUUUUGGAGACUAGAGAAUGUGAUGCACCAGAAUAUAUGAAAAAAAAGUAUUGUAAAGAAGAACUUAUUUCUAAACAUCUUAAAACCGUUAUUGAGAUGGAAAACUCUGGUUUAAUUCCUAUGCUAAGAAAUGAAAAAAUGGAUGAUCUCGGAAGAAUGUACAAAUUAUUCGGGCGGGUUGCUAAAGGCCACGAAGAGAUGAAAACUGCUAUUAGUAAUUAUAUACGUGAGCUCGGUAAGGAUAUAAAUGAAACCGUUUCUAAUAGUGCUACAACGGCAACGGCCGCCGAAAGCAAUACUACCGGUGAUCGACAAACUGGAACUUCCGUAGCAAUACGAUGGGUGCAAGAUGUACUGGAUCUUAAAGAUAAAUUUGAUAAAGUUCAGAAUUUGGCGUUGUCUAAUGAUAAAGCAUUCCAAACUGCAUUUAACGAGAAAACUGAAGAAGAAGUAGAUAACGUAUUAGAUAAGACCAUUACAUUAUUCCGUUUCAUUGGUGAAAAAGAUGUUUUUGAACGAUACUAUAAACAACAUUUGGCCAAACGACUAUUACUUGGACGUAGUGUAAGCGAUGAUGCAGAAAGAGGAAUGAUCGGUAAACUUAAAAUCGAAUGUGGAUAUCAAUUCACGACAAAACUUGAAGGAAUGUUUAACGACAUGAGGAUCUCAACAGAUACCAUGGCAGACUUUAAGGACUAUUUGGAAAAAUCAGCAUUGGAGAGGCCUAAAUUGGAUUUAAGCGUUACCGUUCUUACGUCUACAUUCUGGCCUAUGAAUUUAUCCGCAAGUCCACGGUGUAAUUUCCCUGCAGAAAUAACCAAAGCAUGUGAUACAUUUCAAAGAUUUUAUCUUGCACGACAUAGUGGUCGAAGGUUGACAUGGCAGUCCAAUAUGGGAAGUGCAGAUAUCCGUGCCACUUUUAAUGCUCGGAAACAUGAUAUUAAUGUAUCAACGUAUCAAAUGGUUAUACUUUUAAUGUUCAACGAUUUGCCAGCUGGCCAAAGCUUGUCAUAUGAGACAAUAAAGGGUGAAAGUGACAUUCCAGAGGCUGACCUCAAACGUAAUCUUCAAUCACUAGCGUGCGCUAAGUAUAAAAUUCUUGUGAAAGAACCUAAAGGGAAAGAAAUCGAAUCAGGAGACAAAUUCUAUUUCAAUAGUGACUUUACGUGUCAGCUGCAACGCAUUAAAAUUCAAACAGUAGCCAGUAAAGUUGAAACAGAAGGUGAAAGGAAAGAUACGAGAGAAAAGGUUGAAGAGGCCAGGAAACAUCAGACAGAAGCUGCAAUUGUAAGAAUUAUGAAAGACAGAAAAACGAUGGAUCAUAAUCUUCUAAUUGCAGAGGUAACGAAACAACUGCAGCCGCGGUUUGUACCCAAUCCAGCAAUGAUCAAAAAGCGAAUUGAGGCAUUAAUUGAACGUGAAUAUCUAGAACGAGCGCCGGGUGAUAGACGUGUCUAUAAUUAUCUCGCAUAA
Messenger RNA from Dentiscutata erythropus, 1746 nucleotides. NCBI's taxonomy places the organism in Eukaryota, Fungi, Glomeromycota, Glomeromycetes, Diversisporales, Gigasporaceae. The record is from the annotation of a GenBank genome assembly.